Molecule: messenger RNA, 3129 nt
Organism: Xenopus tropicalis (tropical clawed frog)
Lineage: Eukaryota; Metazoa; Chordata; Amphibia; Anura; Pipidae
Gene: gc
Product: group-specific component (vitamin D binding protein)
Biological process (GO): vitamin transport; vitamin transmembrane transport
Cellular component (GO): extracellular region
Molecular function (GO): vitamin D binding; vitamin transmembrane transporter activity
Source: RefSeq, marked provisional
GGCAGCACAAAUCAUUGAAAAAUGAGGAGAUUAAUUGUUCUACUGCUAGCCAUAUCCAUGAAUUAUGCAGAUGAGAGAGGUAAACCAUACCAAAAGGAUAAAGUAUGCCAAGAACUAAAGUUUCUGGGAAAAGACAAAUUUUCUGCAGUAGCUCUCGUCAUGAACAGCAGGAAGUAUUCCAAUGCAACUUUUGAAGAAAUAGGUCACCUGGUGACGGCAAUAGUCUCUCUUUCAGAAACAUGCUGUGCCACAGAAGCUGCUGCUGAUUGCUAUGACAAAAAGGCAGAUGCUUUAUCUGUUCAGUCUUGUGAUCCAAAGUCUCCAUUUCCAAAACAUCCUGGUGUUGAACGAUGUUGUGUUCAUAAAGGUCUUGAGAGAAAGCUGUGCCUGGCAGAUCUGAAGCAGCCUCCAAAAGAAUUUCCAACAUAUACUGAACCAUCCAAUGAAAAGUUGUGUGAAUCUUUCAAAGAAAAUGCUCAAUUGUUUUCAUCCAGAUUUCUGUAUGAUUACUCUAGCAAUUAUGCUCAAACUCCUUUCCUCGUGGUGGUAAAUUACACUGAAAAAUAUUUAAAGAUGAUAACAGAAUGCUGUACUAAACCCAGACAAACACAAUGCUUUCUGAAACAGAGACUGCAGAUAAAAUCACUUCACUUAUUGACCAUGAUGUCUAAUACACUGUGUGGACGCUACAACAUUUAUGGGGAGGAGAAAUUUAAAUUCAGUGCAUCAAUAAGGUUAGCCCAAAAAGUACCUUCAGCAGAUUUAAAAGAUGUGAUGCAAUUGGUAGAGCAGUGUGCAAAGGUCCUUGCUAAGUGCUGCAAUACCAUAACUGAUGACUGCAUGGAGAAUGAGCUGUCAAUGCAUGUCCAACAAGUUUGCAAGAAGUUUACCUCAAAAGAUGCCAAAGUGGCUGAAUGCUGCAAAAAAUCUCCUAUUGAAACACUUCAUUGCCUGUACACUUUGCCAUCUGCUGAACCUGUCCAACUACCAACACUCCAAUGGCCAUCAAGUGAUGAGCUCUGCAAGAAGGGAAAGAACCAGGAAAUUGUGAAAUACACUCUUGAACGGGCACGCAGAAACACAAAACUGCCAUUACUGUUUAUCAAUAAGCUUUAUGAUUCCUUUAAAGAGCUUGUAAAUGGAUGUUGUAUUUCCCAAACACCUAACGUCUGCCUGGAAAACAAGAAAUCACAGCUUAAUGAAGAAAUGAAUAAAUAUAUCAGCCAGGCAACUGAAUUGUGUGGAGAUUACCAUAAAUACCCAUUCCUAGAAUUUAAGGAAAGGCUGAACAAAGCUCUCAGCAGGAGAGUUCCUAAACUAUCCACAAGCCAAGUGAAAGAAAUGGUGGAAGCACGAUCAAGCCUAGCAUCAACAUGCUGUUUAAUUAAUGCUCCUCCAGUUUACUGCAGGGAGAUGAUAAACAAGUUUCUGAACAGCACAUGCCUUCAAGAAUCAUGCCUCCUACAAUAGAUGGCAAAGCUGCAGAAGUACAGAAGCCUUGAAGAUUUGAUGUGGAUUAAAACACGGCCUCCAAUGAAUUUUCAUCUGCAGACAUUUUCUUAAUUAAGAAAUGCUAAAAUAUUACAGUAUUUCUAGACUAUCUAUCUCAACAGAGGUAUAUGCUAGCCAUCUAUAUACACAGACAUUUCAUACUUCAUUUUAACUGUCCACAUACUCAUAUUUGUACAGAAUCAUGAUAAAAAAAAAAUGUGUCAUAUGUCACCCCAGUUAUAUUUUUUUUGAAGAAGGAAAAUACUGAUAAAUGUACUUUAAGUAUAAGUGAAUAAAAUAGAACUACUACAGGGAUAUGCCUCAAAAAUACCGGGAUAUGAUUUCCCCUGAAUAAUAUCAAAGCACAAGAUUGUUACAGGAACAACCAUUGUUUCUUUUAUCAUCUCGUUUUAUACUACAAAGGCUUCAAGAUAUUAUCUGACAAAGGAACAAUAUAGUUAUCUUACCUUUUCCUAAGGCCAUUUCUUACUUUUACAGCAGUUUGCAUUCUCCAAAGCUUUUCCAUAAAGUCUGGUUUGCAACAUUAAAUAAAGUAGUUUGUAUCUGUAUAAAAUAUCUCCCUGAAGUCUAAAUGUACAGAUAGCGAACUCAAGGCCACCAUCAGAAAAUCUGGGGUCCCGCAUUUUUUAUGGGGCCCCUAUGAACACAAGCACACAGUACCAAAAUUUUGGCCAUGCCCCUUGAGUGUGCAAUAUAAAUGACUGAUACUCUAUAAUAAGCAGUUCAUAUAAAGAGUUUGCCCUAAUUUUAACCCCUUCCCUCCUACCUGCCUCUGCUCUGGCUGUCAUUGCUUGAUAUGGAAAUUAUGUAAGUUUAUGCAUAAGUUACGUAAACUGUGUAAGUUUAGGGCCCCAAUGAUAUUGCUGUGGAGCCCAAUAACUAGUCGUUUAUAAAAAUAGUAAAAUUAAUUAAUGUGCUAAUUAACUUUAUACGUAACUUAUGCAAUUUGUAUCAAUUUUGUGACACAGAAGAUUUCACAGGGCACAUCUGAACCCCCUCUGCCCCCCACUGAUGGUGGCCCUGAGCGUACUGCCUAUGCCAAAUACAACCCUUAAGCAUCUGAAUCAAAUUCACCCUCAGGAACAUAUCUUAAAAAAUGAUCCAUCAUUCUAUGUUUACUAUAAAAGAGGAAAGAAAAAAAUCACUGGGGGGUCUCAAAUGUUAGGCACCCUCUCGGGACUUUUAUCUCUUACCUUUUACCCCAGGCUGGUGCCCCUGUUAGGAGCCCGGGGUAGCAGCAAACGAGUGUUUCUUUCGUCUUCUGAAUCCUGGGGCCGGCGAACACGCAGUAGAGUUAGAAAUCCGGCUUUUUUGUUAAAGUUCAGCUUUUCACUCUACAGAGCAUGCGCAAGUCACAGACGAAGGAAGAGGAGGCACUCGCUCACAGCUACCCCGGGCUGGUGCCCUUUUCUUUUAACAGGAACACAAGCCCGGGGUAAAAGGUAAGCGAUUACAAUCAUUGGGGGUGCCUAACAAUUUGGCACCCCCCAGUGACGUAGCCUUUCCUUCUCCUUUAAGGUAUUUUCUUUCAGUAACGCUGAGAUCUAAUAAAAGUUCACGCUUAUGUAAUCUACCUUCAUUGUACAGAAUGAACUAAAAUAAAAGCUUCCAAAAUGA